This is a messenger RNA of Mesorhabditis belari, 2100 nucleotides long. The record is from the annotation of a GenBank genome assembly. NCBI's taxonomy places the organism in Eukaryota, Metazoa, Nematoda, Chromadorea, Rhabditida, Rhabditidae.
AUGCAACAGCCCUCGACAGUGGAUUUCAAGCCGGUUGACUACUCAGCAUUGGCUCAGCAAACGUUUGGAACAUGCGAUUUUGAUAUGCCUUCGGACAAUGACUAUGAAUGGACUCCAUUCAACGGAGUCUCAAUAGGAGGUGGUGGUGGAAAGAAGAGAGGUGAAUGUAAAAAUUCGAGAGGCAGUGGACGAGGUGCUCUCCUCGGCCUUUCACAGUCUGUGUUGGGUCCUUCACAUCAAGCUCAGCAACAAACAACACAAGAGCAACAUUAUCAUCAACAAACACAUCAAUCACAACAACAUCAACCAGGCCAUCCAACCGCUCACCAACCAACGACGAGUCAAGCGGCAGCGAUGCUUUCACAACAAUUGAUGCAACUACAUCCAGCAGCUUUAUCUGGCUUGAGCGCUGCGCAACUCGCCGCCAUGCAUCAGCACAAAGCUCUGCAGGCACAAGCUCAGGCAAAAGAACAGGCUCAGGCUCAAGCUCAAGCCGUGGCCGCUCAACAAGCAGGACUUGCAGCUGCCGCCGCCGCACAUGCACAGCCUCAAAUGUCUCAAAUGUCUUUUGCGCAACACUUGGUCACCGCACAACAACAUCCAUACCAUGAGACAGUCGUUUCAGUGGCGCCGUCGAGCAGCCAGACCGGUGAUCACCCCUAUCUCACCUGGCCAAUUCAACAGCCAGCCAUCAAUAUGCCAUUCUUCGAUAUGCACGCGUAUAAACACGUCAACCUCGACGUAUCACCAUCCGAAAAUUCACAAGGACAAGAUUUACCGCUCAACGACGUCUCCACACUCAGAUUCUUCUUCAACUUGGGCAUUCAACAAUCUCGCGUCGUUUUGUUGAAUCAACAUUUAAAUCAACAUCUUUCAUCAACAUCGCAAGGAUCGAAUUUUGGUGCUCUCCUCGGCCUUUCACAGUCUGUGUUGGGUCCUUCACAUCAAGCUCAGCAACAAACAACACAAGAGCAACAUUAUCAUCAACAAACACAUCAAUCACAACAACAUCAACCAGGCCAUCCAACCGCUCACCAACCAACGACGAGUCAAGCGGCAGCGAUGCUUUCACAACAAUUGAUGCAACUACAUCCAGCAGCUUUAUCUGGCUUGAGCGCUGCGCAACUCGCCGCCAUGCAUCAGCACAAAGCUCUGCAGGCAGGCCGUUCUCGGAAAAGAGAUUUGCCAAAAGUUGACGAUAGAUUACACAAAAAGAACGGCACUCGUGUAAAGAAAAGGAGAGAGCGGACACCGGAGGAAGAUCCAGAGAGCUCAGCAGAGCCUGACACGGUCGACAUCGAGUCAAUGGAAGAGUUUGUAUGCAAAUGGGCAACAUGCGGGAAAGAGUUCACAACCAAACAGCCCUUCUAUGAUCAUGUUGAAACGAUUCAUGUCAAUCCAAGUAUUGAGCACAUUUGUGAGUGGGAAGAUUGUGAGAGAAAAAAGAAGCCCUUCGAAGCUAACCACAUGAAUACAGUCGCCCCGAGGGUCUUAAAAAUCACGAACUAUUUCACACCGGCAAAAAAGCCAUACAAGUGUACCGAAUGUGGACAGGCGUUCAGCAAUUCUAGUGAUCGAGCCAAACACCAAAACCGAACCCAUUCAGAUGAGAAGCCUUACCUUUGCGAUUAUCAAGGAUGUCCGAAGGCUUACACCGAUCCAUCAAGCCUUGGUACACACAUUAAAAGUACGCACGGUGAUGAUGUGUUUAAAACGUUGAGGCAGAGAAACCUAGACGAAUAUGGUGGACGAUGGCCAAAAACGAGCAAGAAGGCGAAUUGUGUCUCCACAGAAACGAGUCGCAAAUUGAUAUUAUCCAACGCGAGAUGGAUGAGGAAAAUGCAAGUCAUCGUGAAGAGGAGGGGAAAAGAACAGAAGGGACAAAAAGGCAAAAAAGCUGGAAGAGCAAAAGGGAAAAAACGGAAGGGGUCUACGACCCUCGCGCCGUUUCACCAUCCAACCAUGACGAUGAAAUAUUUGAUCCACGAGCAGUCAAAAAUCAAAGAAAGAAUCCACCUUCUCUACCAUCAUGUUUACUCGAUCGAGGCAUCAAGGCCUUUAUGGUCUCAGUUUCAACUUGAGGAGGCGGCGAUCCUCUGC